AAGCCCCUGAUGAAGGCUUUAGCAAAGCUCGUCUCAACCAAUAACCCGGACAAUGUUAUUUUUGUGGGCAAGGCCCACGUAGGCAACGAAGCAGUCAAUCAACUCCAGAAAUUCAAUAGCGCUUUGAAAAACUACUCUGCAGCUUCGUCGGGGGCAGGGAAAGGCCGUGGAAUUGAUGGAAUGCUCAUUACGAAGUGGGAUACAGUCAAUGACAAAGUUGGUGCUGCAUUAUCGAUGACAUACGUGAUGGGACAGCCUAUUUUGUUUGUUGGCUGCGGUCAGACUUACAUGGAUUUACGCCAACUUCGCGUUUCCCACAUCGUUCUGGCUCUGAUGAGCGAUUGA
This is a messenger RNA of Cantharellus anzutake, 345 nucleotides long. RefSeq lists its product as uncharacterized. Gene Ontology annotation, cellular component: endoplasmic reticulum membrane. The annotation marks the transcript as partial. The transcript is spliced from 3 exons. The record is from RefSeq and is a predicted model, not a curated record. NCBI's taxonomy places the organism in Eukaryota, Fungi, Basidiomycota, Agaricomycetes, Cantharellales, Hydnaceae. Gene Ontology annotation, molecular function: GTPase activity; GTP binding; signal recognition particle binding. Gene Ontology annotation, biological process: SRP-dependent cotranslational protein targeting to membrane.